This is a messenger RNA of Hyaena hyaena (striped hyena), 2748 nucleotides long. Its product is annotated as two pore calcium channel protein 1-like. Gene Ontology annotation, biological process: monoatomic ion transport; transmembrane transport. The record is from RefSeq and is a predicted model, not a curated record. Gene Ontology annotation, cellular component: membrane. The coding region runs from base 1 to 2328 and encodes 775 amino acids. NCBI's taxonomy places the organism in Eukaryota, Metazoa, Chordata, Mammalia, Carnivora, Hyaenidae. The transcript is spliced from 19 exons. Gene Ontology annotation, molecular function: monoatomic ion channel activity.
AUGCCCGGGGCCGGCCGCGCCGCGGGCAUGCGCCGCCUGCGCCCGCAGCCCUCCGAGGAGCCGCCCGCGCAGGAGGAGGACCAGAACCUUCUCCUGGCAGCUGCCUAUGUUUCCGAUGCCCAGUACAACAGAAAUGUUCCAUUUGAAACAUCUCCUCGGGCCAUCAGACUUUACUAUUUUUAUAACCACUGGACAAUGCAAGUAGCCAUCUACUUCUUUAUUUGCAUAGACCUCUCUCUCGCGCUGUUUGAAGAACCGGCACUGUUUCCACUGCCUUUCUUGGCUACCUCGCUAGCAGAAGUACUCUGUCUGACUGCAUUCUUUGGGAGACUUGUACAUUUUGCAAAAGUCACUCCUCAGAUGGUUUUCUGGAAGGAUACGAAAAACAUCUGCAUCAUGGUAACCAUAGUGCUGACCUUGAUUGAUCUGAUUAUCUAUGGGUCCCUGAAAGCUGUUAACAUCCGCAGCGUUCGAUGGUCAAGGGCCUUAAGGCCAGUCUUCCUAAUUAACUUCCCUGAAAGUCGUCAGAUCCGAAGAACUUUCAGAAGCAUCCGGAACACUCUGCCCGAUAUUCUCUACGUCUUCCUCUUGUUUAUGUUCAGUGUGCUGAUAUUCUCCCUUAUGGCCUUGAAGCUUUUUGGGGAUAGGGGUCUUAAAACAGUGGAAGGUUUGCCCUACUUCACAAACAUCCUGGAUAUAGUGUUUGAGCUCUACGUGCUGGUCACUACCGCCAACAGCCCCGAUGUCAUGAUGCCUGCCUAUAACUUCAACUGGUGGUAUUCUCUGUACUUUAUAACCUACACCAUCAUCAAUACCUACAUCUUCAUGUCCGUCUUUCUGGCUGUGGUCUACAACAAUUAUAGGAAGCACUUAAAGAAUGAGAUUCGCAAACUGGUGUACCUGAAACGUCACAAAAUGAUAGAGGCGUUCAACAUUCUGAAAGUCAAGGUGGGCUCAGAGUAUGUGGUUACGGAGGCCCAGUGGAGGCGGCUGGCCAAGGUCGUGGCGCCACACAUCAGCAGUCCCCACCUGGAGCUCCUCUUGAGGAUCUCCGACGAGGGACAGAAGGGGCACGUGGACAAAGUGAACUUUCUGCGCUUGCCUGAUCUCCUCAACAUUCAGGUGGUCACCAUCAACAUCAAGAGACACCCACUGGAAGACUGGAUGCCUCGGGUAUACCAGUCGUCUGCAAGCCUCUUGGUCCAGAGGAUGGUUCGGCACAGGAUUUUUGUCUGGGUUUAUGAUGUCAUCAUUCUAAUAAAUGCCAUAUUCAUUGCUCUGGACGAGAAAAACCCCUUCAUUUCCUACGCAGAAUGGCUCUUCCUUUCUCUCUAUGUUAUUGAAAUUCUCCUGAAACUGUACACAUAUGAGCCCAGAGCCUAUUUUGGCAGAAAGCAGUUCUGGAACUGGUUUGAUAUGCUGAUCAUCAUCGCGGCCCUGGUGGCCACUGUGGCCAACACCACCAUUCAGUCAGCAAGAAAAUACAACAGUCAGCAGAUACUGGAUAUUGUCUUGAUCUUGAGGAUACUCCGGCUCUUAAGGAUCAUUGUCAGCAUUCAGAGGUUCCGGGUUAUCGUGACGACCUUAAUUAACAUUGGGCCCACGAUACUGACGUUUGGCGGACUCGUGUUGGUGGUCUACUACGUGUUCGCUGUCAUCGGGAUGGAAGCGUUCCACGGCAAAGUCCGGUUCUUGGACCCGAAUUUCACCAGUCCUGAUGCUCUGGUGUGUGGGAACCCAGCCUUGAAAGAUUCGGCAUUUGCGCGAGACAGGUACUGCAAGAACAACUUCAACGACCUGGCCUCCUCGUUCAUCUUGCUGAUGGAGCUCACGGUGGUUAACCAGUGGCACAUCCUCGCAGGCGGCUUUGCCCUCGUGACUCACCAGGCGGCAAAGCUGUACUUCAUCGGCUUCCACAUCGUGGUCGUCAUCCUCAUCGUUAAUAUUUUCAUAGCAUUCAUCUUGGAGGCAUUUUUUGUGGCAUAUUCCUUAGAGAAAAGUGAAGUAGAAACUGCUAUCGAGAAGAAGAUUCAAGAGCUCGGAGUGGGAAUCCAAGAAGAAGAAAUGCAGGAUGGGAAGCUCAUUGAUAACGUGGAUGCCAAGGACAGUGGCUUCAGUGGGGAAGAUGGAGACAACAAAAGGAAGGACUUGAAAGGCUUGUACUUCAGAAUUGCAUCGAAAAAGUACAGGACCGUGGACGCCUUGCUGCAGCAGAUGUUUGAGUCUGAAAUCGCUCCAGAGGAGGAAGGCCCUUCCUUGGAUGAGAUUCUGAACUUCUCACCCGGUGACAUCUAUCCCAAGAAUCCCAACUUCGAAAACAGUGCGUGAUCCUGGGCCUGUAAGGGCCGCAUGUGGAAACCAAGCUAGGCUGCUGUCCUGUCUCGCUUAUUCUGUCUGAGGUGAUUUUCCUGGCCCGGGUCGCUCCGUGCUCUGACCCGCCUGCGCCUCGGCCCCGCGUGCCCCGAACCGUCAGCUGAAAGGUGUGGAAAGGCUGCUUCCGAGUGCCCCGCCUGCCGUUGUUCUGAGGUCUGAUCAGAGCAGUAAGGAGGGGGAAAUCUCUGAAGAGAUUUUGAGGGGCACUUUUCAUACACAUGGACAUAUGUGUGUGAAGUCUCUUCAGGGGGCGUAUAAAAGCUUUUCAUUUAUUUUUAUACAACAUAUUGCUGUUCCAUUAAAUCCCAUGCUACAGUGUUACGUGAAUGAACUUCGAAUAUUUAAAUACAAUAAAGGAAUAUAUCUAAUAUAGCA